Molecule: messenger RNA, 935 nt
Organism: Eupeodes corollae
Lineage: Eukaryota; Metazoa; Arthropoda; Insecta; Diptera; Syrphidae
Product: peroxiredoxin 1
Exons: 2
Coding region: 193-777 (194 amino acids)
Biological process (GO): response to oxidative stress; hydrogen peroxide catabolic process; cellular response to stress
Cellular component (GO): cytosol
Molecular function (GO): thioredoxin peroxidase activity
Source: RefSeq, a predicted model, not a curated record
GUUUUUUUUCUUUUCAUUUUCGUUCUUUGUUCUUUUGAAUUUUAUUCUGUUCCCGGCAUUUGAGGAAAGUACACGCUUCGCUGUCGUUGUAUACAGUCAAGAAAAUUUUAACUAGAAAAAUUAAUUCCAGUUAAUUUAUCCGUUAUCAUCGAGAAGUUUCUACAAUCAAUUGUUUCUCUGACCACAUUAAAGAUGCCGCAACUCCAGAAGCCAGCCCCUGUAUUUUCCGGAACUGCUGUUGUCAAUGGACAGUUCAAGGAGAUUUCUUUGAAAGACUACAAGGGAAAAUACGUGGUCCUAUUCUUCUACCCAUUGGAUUUCACCUUUGUCUGUCCCACCGAGAUUAUCGCCUUCUCAGACCGUGCAAAGGAAUUCCGUAACAUUGGAUGUGAGGUCAUUGGCUGCUCGACAGAUUCACACUUCACCCAUUUGGCAUGGAUCAACACAUCGCGCAAACAGGGUGGACUUGGUCAAUUGGACAUUCCAUUGCUUGCCGACAAGUCAAUGAAGGUUGCACGUGACUUUGGUGUAUUGGACGAAGAAAGCGGUGUUCCCUUCCGUGGAUUAUUCAUCAUCGAUGGAAAGCAAAACUUGCGUCAAAUUACCGUAAAUGACUUGCCUGUCGGCCGCAGCGUGGAUGAAACCCUUCGUCUGGUACAGGCCUUCCAAUUCACUGAUGAGCAUGGUGAAGUUUGUCCAGCCAACUGGAAGCCAGGCAGCAAGUCAAUGGUUGCCGAUCCAAAGAAAUCCCAGGAAUACUUCUCUGCCGUGAACUAAGGAGUUGGGAUUUGAUUAAUUUCUUUCCUUAAAAAAUAUCACAUUUUUUUGUACUUGCAAAUGGAGGAAAACAAAGUUGCAUUUUUUGUGUUUUAUUUUUGUUUGUUUUAUAAAUAAAAGUCGAUCCAGUGGAUUUAAAACAAUGUUUUAGAAAAUAA